This is a messenger RNA of Erigeron canadensis, 6579 nucleotides long. RefSeq lists its product as uncharacterized. The record is from RefSeq and is a predicted model, not a curated record. Bases 1 to 6333 code for a protein of 2110 amino acids. The transcript has 12 exons. Lineage: Eukaryota; Viridiplantae; Streptophyta; Magnoliopsida; Asterales; Asteraceae. Gene Ontology annotation, cellular component: plasma membrane; plasmodesma. Gene Ontology annotation, biological process: protein autophosphorylation. Gene Ontology annotation, molecular function: ATP binding; transmembrane receptor protein tyrosine kinase activity; nucleic acid binding.
AUGGUGAAUAAGUCCUUCAAAGACUGGGAUAUUUCCUUUGCUGAAUUUGCUUAUAACAGGUCUCCUACUUAUGCCACUGGUCACACACCUUUUGAGGUGAACUAUGGAGUAAAUCCUCUCAUGCUUAUUGAUCUAGUAGCUAUCCCGAAGGGUAAGGAGUUGCACUUUGAUGCAGCAACUCGAGCAAAGGAGAUGCAGAAGAUUCAUGAACAAGUGAAGACAAAGAUUGGGCAUGUCAAUGAACUUUACAAGAAAAAGGCAAACAAACAUCGCAAGAAGGCUCUGUUUGAACCAGGAGAUCUUGUAUGGUUGCACUUAAGGAAAGAAAGAUUUCCCUCAAAAAGAAAGAACAAGUUGAUGCCAAGGGGUGAUGGACCAUACAAGGUGUUAGAAAGAAUUGGAGAUAAUGCUUACAAGCUUGAAUUACCAGGAGAUUCAAAUGUUUCAGCAACUUUUUACAUUGGAGAUCUUUCCCCUUAUCUUGAAGAUGGACCACUCGAAGAAUUGAGGACAAUUUCUUCUCAACCCGGAGAGGUUGAUGCGGGUGCAGAGGUUGAUGCGGGUGCAUUUGAGUAUUCUGUUGGUCUAAAACAGGCCCAUUUACUGAGCCAGACUUGCAACAGGUCAGAUUUUGAGAUAGAGGCCAUAUUUGGGUUUAAGGUUGCUAGGGGAAAGAAUUUGGUCACAUGGCAAUCUAAUAGACUUUAUGAGAAAAGUUUUGAACAUUUGAAGAUUUCACUGAAGGAUAUACUGUCGGCUACAGAGGAAUUUGACUCAAAAUACAAAAUUGGGUCAGGUGGAUUUGCCACGGUGUACAAAGCCGAACUUGAGCAUUUUGUAAGUAAAAAUUCUUCAGCAAUAGAGGAGGGAGAUGCCAGUGACAUGCACAAGAUAUCCAACACUGUAGCAAUAAAAGUCAUCUCUAGUACAGCAAACGGCUUUGGAGAAAAAGGGUUUAUCGCAGAAGUUCAAAUGCUUAGCAAAUGUAAGCAUCCAAACGUAGUAUCUCUUCUUGGCUUUUGUGAUGAAAGUACUCAGAAAAUCCUUAUUUACGAGUAUGUUCCUAACGGAAGCCUUGAUAGUUAUUUGGAGCGCUCUUAUAGAAUGACUGAUCUUACUUGGGGGCGUCGUAUACAAAUAUGUCUUGAUAUCGCUCAUGGAUUGGAUUAUCUACAUUCGGGGUUGAAUGGCAACAAGAUCAUAAUACACCGUGAUAUAAAGAGUGCCAACAUUUUACUAGACGAUAACUUAAGGGCAAAGAUUGCUGACUUUGGGCUCUCUAGACUAUCGACUAUAAAUUCAAAAAAUAGCACCAUCAAUACCGAUAACAUAGCAGGCACAGACUUCUACUUGGAUCCAGCAUAUCAGAAGACAGGUAAUCUGAAGAAAGCAUCAGAUAUAUACUCUUUUGGGGUAGUUUUAUUUGAAAUUUUGUGUGGGACCUUGGCCUAUGAUAAAAUUUACACAAGCGGUACGGAUAAGGGUCUUCCAUCCAUAGCACGUCGACUCUUCAAAGAGGGAAAAUCAAAAGCAAUUGUCGAUCCUAGUAUAAAUGAAACAGAUGGAAGUAUUUUUUCGCAAAGUAGAGCAGAUCAAAAUUCUUUGGAUACAUUUAUAAAUAUCGCUAAUCAAUGUUUGAUGGAAACUCAAAAAGAGCGUCCAACAAUUAAAGAGGUCAUCAAAGAACUUGAAAAAGCGUUAAACUUUCAGAAUAAGAACCAGGACAACUACCAAGUUUUGCUUGAAGACAUAAAUUUGGCUACACAAAGCUUCAGCGAUUCCAAUUGCAUUGGAGAAGGAAAAUUCUGGAAGUUGUAUAAGGCAGAAGUUCCACAAGCAAUUUUUAAUGGUAAAGGAUGUACCGCCAUUGUUGCAAAGCGAUGGAACAAGUCUAGUCAAGGACAUCAGCUAUUUUAUAGAGAGCUUGAAUUUGUUUUCAAGAAUAAGCAUGAGAACGUCACUGCCCUGGUCGGGUAUUGUAUUGAAAUGGAAGAAAAAAUCAUUGUCUAUGAUCAUUCAUCAAAAGGAAGUCUAGAUAAGUAUUUGAAAGACACGAGUCUUACGUGGAUGGAACGCCUCAAGAUCUGCAUCGAUGUUGCGAGUGGAUUGGAAUCUUUUCACAUUAGCUGUGGGCCAGAAGAGACUGUGAUGAUGCAAGUUGAUAUUAAAAGUGGUAGCAUUUUAAUAGAUGGUGACCGGAAGGCAAAAGUUUCUAAUUUUGAGAUCAUUUUAUUAGAACAAUCUAAUUUGGAGUUGUCUGCAACGGCUGCAUUUAAACAAAAUACGGAAUCUGAUAUAUAUUCAUUAGGUGUACUCUUAGUUGAAUUGUUGUCUGGGAGAUUGGCGUCGGAAGAUCCAUCUAUGCCUUUAGGCCCUUUGGCUUUCCGCGAGUGGUCUAGUGAUGAGAUGGUGUUUGAGGGUAUAAAGGAUCAAAUCGAUACUCUUUCAUUUAGUGCAUUCACAGAUACUGUCGAUAGGUGCUUAAAGCAUAAUAAGUCAGAAGUAGGAGUCUUGGUAACGCGACUUAAAGAUGCAUUGGGAUAUCAAAAAGACAUAGAGGAAAGCAGAAGAGAGGUUUUGUUUUCAGACAUAAAAUUAACGAGUGAUAAGUGCAUUCAAGAAGGAAGAUAUUGGAAGCUUUAUGGGGCACAAAUUCCACAUGCUAAUGGAUUGAUCACCGUUUAUGCGAAGUGGUGGGAUAAUAAAUCACGUGAAUCACAUAAUCGAUUUUUCACAGAGCUUAGGAUUCUUUUGAAGUCUAAUGACAAGAAUGUCGUUGCUUUUGUAGGCUACUGUAAUAAUAUGAAUAAAAAAAUCAUUUUGUAUGAAUAUAUGUCUAACGGUAGUCUUGAUAAGCAUUUGGAUGAUGCUACUCUUGAUUGGAAAAAGCGUCUCAAUAUAUGUAUCGAUGUUGCAAAAGGGUUGCAAUAUCUUCACGAUAGUGAUGUAAUAGAAGGAACUAUUACUCCCGAAGAUUUCAAAAGUAGUAGCAUUCUGAUAGAUGGUUAUUGGAGGGGUAAAAUUGCUAACUUGGAGUGUUCUAUGAGGUCUGAUGAUGUGCAUUGGGAUAUAUGUACACUUGGUGUGAUUUUAUUGGAGAUGUUGUGCGGGAGAUUGGCAUUGCUAAAAGGAUGCGAGGAUUACUCUGUGUCUUUAGGCCAUAUGGCUACGACACAUUACCGUGAAAAUGGGGAUCUGUAUGAGUUAGUGUUUGAGGAUAUAAAGGAGGAAAUCAAUCUAGAGUCAUUGACCGUAUUUCAGGAAAUUGCCAUUCAAUGCUUCGAAACUUGGGAAACUUUGGUUCAGAUAAGAACAAGAGAUGUUCCCAAAAAAAAAGAAGCAAGAGAUGUGGUAAACCAAUUGGAAAAGGCGUUGGAAUUACAAAAAAACUUAGAAGCAAUCCCACAACUUUCACUUGAAGACAUAAAACAGGGGACACAAAACUUUAGUGAUGACAAGUGUGUUGCCAAAGGAUCAUACUGGAUGCUAUAUGAAGGAGAGUUUCUAGAUGCUAACGCAGAUGGAUAUACAACAUCUCUUGUGAAGCGAUGGGAUAAUAAGUCUCUUGAAGCGCGUUAUGAUUGGUUGGCAGAGCGUACUGCUCUUUCAAAGUAUAAGAACAACGAUUAUAUUGUAGGUAUUGAGGGCUACUGUAAUGAGAUGGAUGAAAAAAUAAUUGUUUAUGAGCAUGGCUAUAAUAGCAGUCUUGAUAAGCAUUUGGAUGAUGUUAGUCUUAGUUGGGGGAAACGCCUCAGAAUAUGCAUCAAUGUUGCAUUGGUAAUGCACUCAUCACAUAAGGAUGCUUUUUUGUAUAUAGACGUCAAAAGUGACAGCAUUCUAAUAGAUAGUGAUUGGAAGGGUAAAGUUUCAAUUUCGAAUUUGAGUUACUGGAGAAAGGAAUGGUUGGCAUAUGACGACACUAUAGAUGAACUUCUUGUUGUUUUACUGGAGAUACUGCGUGGGAAAUUGGAUAGGGGAGAUGAAUGCGAGAGUUAUUCUAAGUCAUUAAAAUCUUUGGCUGAAAAACACGACUUAUAUGCUGUAGCAAGAGAGCUUGAUGAGUCGGUGUUUGAGGGGAUGAAGGAAAAGAUUGCUCCAGAAUCGUUGAAUCUAUUUAUCAAGAUUGUCAGUGGUUGCUUAUAUUCGACAGUAAGCUGGAGCCCAGAAGAAAUGGUAUGUCGACUUUUGGAUGCAUGUAGAGAACAAGAAUACGUUGAGGAAAGCCCACAAAUUACACUAAAAGACAUAAAAUCCGCAACACAUAACUUCGGUGAUGAGAAGUGCAUUGGCGAGGGAAGAUACUGGAAGCUAUAUCAAGGACAAUUUCCACAUGCUAACGCUAAUAGACACACCACCGCACUUGUGAAACGAUGGGAUUGCAAGUCAAGUGAAGGCCGUCAACAAUUUUUUAGACAACUUCGAAUUCCUUUCUGGUUUAAGAAGAGUGAAAUUUUUGUUGCUGUUGAAGGCUAUUGUAGUGAAAAGGAUGAAAAAAUCAUAGUUUUUGAGCAUGCGUAUAACAGAAGUCUCGAUAAGCAUUUGGACGAUGCUAAUCUUAGUUGGACGAAACGCCUCAAUAUAUGCAUCAAUGUAGCAAGCAUAUUGGACUUGUUUCUUCAGAACACUCAAAGCACAUGCCGAUUUAAGAUACACGGAGACAUCAAAAGUAGUAGCAUUCUAAUAGAUGGCGAUUGGAACGCUAAAUUCUAUAACUUUGAGUUUUUUACACGGGAUGGAGAAUACGUAGGUGAUAGUCAAGCUGAUCACAACUCAUUGGGCUAUUUAAACCCAGAGGACGAAGAGUCAGGUAUGGAUAAAUGUAUACAUUCACUUGGUGUGGUUUUAUUGGAGAUAUUGUGUGGGAGAUUGGCGUUGCCCGAAGGAUGUGAAGAUCACUCUCGGUCGGCUCAGAGAUACUACAAGGAAAAAGGGAAUUUUGAUGAGCUUGUGUUUGAGGUUAUAAAAGAACAGAUCGCCCCAGAAUCAUUGAUUGUAUAUCAGAAGAUUGCUCUGAAAUGCAUAGAAGCAGAGUAUUGGCAGCCCGUUGCACAAGAGAUAGUAAAACAACUUAAGAAUGCAUUGGAAUUACAAGAGGUUUAUGAGAUGUACAACCUACCUAAAGAAUAUAAAGAAUAUAUUCGGAUGUCAACAAGUUCAGAGGCAUACUCAGCUGAAGUGAAAAAAGAUUUAUAUAACAUGCUCAUCAAAGGAAUCCCCCUUCAACAAGGCAAACUGUGGUUUACGCUCGGUGUUAAUGGAGAAAGAAAUGAAAUGAUAUCAGCAAUGACGUUUUCAUACAAAAAUCGCGCAUCACGCAUAUGGCAAUCCAUUCCGGAAUCAAGGUUUGAAAAAGUAGCGCAGAUGUGGGAUAUUUCUAAUUUGAAGAUCCAAAUCCGGAUAAAAACUCAAUUUUUAUCUCCAAGUAUCAACUAUGGGGUUUAUCUAGUCUUCAAGUUUUACCGUUCAAGAAAAUCUAGAGCUAAAAGGGAAUAUGUAAACCUAAGUUACAAAAGGGGGAAAGACAACUUCCAUGCAUAUUUCGCUACAUGUAGAGAUGAUGAGUGGAUGAUGAUUGAAUUGUGUCGUUUCUCUAGUGACAAGAAAGAUGUUGACUUUGAGGCUAUUUUGAAGAGCUUUUCACGAUGUUAUUGUGGUAGUCGCAUAAUCUAUGUUGAAGGCAUCGAGUUUCGAUCGAUAGACAAUGUUAAUCGUGAAAAAUUUGAGAAGCCAUCCUCAAAAAUCAAUGAGGUGCAUCAAUCUACGAUUGAAUGUCAGGGAACAUCCACUUUGGGAUAUGACAAGGAGGGUGAAAAGAUGUUCAACAUCAAUGAAUUAAAUCGAAAGAAAGAUCUUAGGCUUUCACCAAUGGAAUUCCUAUACGACUUUUGUAACAUGAAGCCUUUUGAUUCGAAACCCUCAUCCGUAUCAAGAUCCCAAAAGGUGGAGUUUUCAUCUCGACAAGUAUUUGGUAUCAAGUACAAGAUUGACAGUCAAAUGUUGUCACCAGAUACAGAUUACAUGUGCUACCUCGUAUUCAAAAUUUCAGAAAAAUGUAAGGGCUUGCACGGUCCGGUGAUAAUACGAGAUCUACUCAACUGGAAAAACAAAGAGCCUGGAAUUCUUUUUUUUAAAUCCCCAAGCCCAUGGAAUUUACAUGAUACUGAUUGGGUUCCAACAGCUAGAAAAGAUGGAUGGAUGGAGGUGACUGUGUGGAAAUUCAACUCAAAGUCUACGAUAAGAAAUGAUGGUGUUUCAAUGAAUCUAAAAUUAAUAACUUAUGAUGGAACCAUGUCAGGUCUUAUAGCAUCCGGUCUUGAGGUUCGACCCAUCUAGGAGAAUAUAUUAGAAGAUUUCACAUACCUACUAUAACAGAGGAAUGAGAUGUGAAUAGGACUUUUUUUUGUCUCUACUUGCAUUUUCAAUAUAAAUAAGAGAAUUAGCAAAUAUAACAAUAAAAGUGGAUGUAGUAGAGUGGUUGGUCUCUAUUCAUUUAGGGGUGGAGGUCUUAGGGUUCAACCCUUACCCCCUUACUUUUUUGUUUUUGGUUUUUUUAGUAGUAAAGUAUUUGUAUUUUAGCCC